AUGUCUGCUACGUUUAUCUUCGGAAGAGAAGAGUUCAUCAUAGAAGAUGAUGUGGAUUUUCUAGCCAGAUUUUCUAAACUGGUCAAUGGAAUGGGGCAAGCAUUGAUAACUAGCUGGACUAAACUGGUAAAGAAUGGAGAUAUGAAGAGUGCUCAAGACACCCUGCAAGCUAUUGAAGCGAAAGUGGCCCUAAUGUUGCAGCUGCUAAUUCAUGAAGAUGAUGACAUCUCAUCUAAUAUUAUUGGGUUUUGUUAUGAUUACCUUCAUAUCUUGAAACAGCUUUCCUUGCUUUCGGACCAGCAAAAAGCUAAUGUAGAGGCAAUUAUGUUGGCUGUUAUGAAGAAGUUGACCUAUGAUGAAGAAUAUAAUUUUGAACAUGAGGGUGAAGAUGAAGCAAUGUUCGUGGAAUACAGGAAACAGCUGAAACUAUUGUUGGACAGAUUAGCUCAGGUCUCACCAGAGUUGCUACUGGCUUCAGUCCGCAGAGUUUUUAACACUACACUGCAGUAA
Chelonoidis abingdonii (Abingdon island giant tortoise) is the source of this 510-nucleotide messenger RNA. NCBI's taxonomy places the organism in Eukaryota, Metazoa, Chordata, Testudines, Testudinidae. The record is from RefSeq and is a predicted model, not a curated record.